AUGGCCACUAGUACCACCACCAACGGCGCCGGCGCUACCGCAGCGAACCAUGGUGCGAAUGGCGCGCCAGCAGCUGGCCGUGACCACGUUGUCAUCUUCCCGUUCAUGGCGAAAGGUCACACGCUUCCGCUGGUCCACUUCGCCACGGCCCUCUCGGUGCACCAUAAAAGCCUGAGCGUCACCCUACUCACGACCCCGGCAAACCGCGCGUUCGCCGCCAGCCGCCUUCCCUCCUCGGUGCGCCUCGUCGAGCUCCCCUUCCCGUCGCUGCCGCCACUGCCAGCCGGCGUCGAGUCCACCGACGCCCUCCCGUCCAUGUCCCUCUUCCCGACGUUCCUGCGUGCUACGGCGCUCCUACGGGAGCCCUUCGCCCAGUUCCUGACGUCGCUGCCGUCCCCGCCGCUCGCGCUCGUCUCCGACUUCUUCCUCGGUUUCACGCACCGCGUCGCGACGGCCACCGGCGUCCGCCGCGUCGUGUUCCACGGUAUGUCCUGCUUCUCCAUGGCCAUCUGCAAGGCACUCGUCACCCGCCCACCGGCGGUGGCCAGCGUCGACCUCGGCGCUCCGUUCCACGUGCACGGCAUGCCGGAACACGUGGCGAUCACGGCGGAUGAGGUCCCCGACGUUGUGGUGAAGUUCGCGGACAUGAAGGACCCCGUGACCCGCUUCUUCAUCGACGAAGUGGGCUUCUCGGACGUGCUCAGCUGGGGCGUCCUGGUGAACAGCGUGGCCGCGCUGGACGAGGACUAUGUCGCGUCGCUCGAGUCGUUCUACCUGCAUCCUGGCUCCCGCGCGUGGGUCUCGGGCCCGCUGUUCCUCGCGGCCGGCGACGUGUCGGAGCUCGAGGAAGAGGAAGACCCCGAGGGCUGUCUUGCCUGGCUGGACGAGAACGAGAAGGCGGGGCAGCCGGGACCGGUGGUCUACGUUUCCUUCGGCACCCAGACCCACUUCUCCGACGCGCAGCUCGACGAGAUAGCUCACGGGCUAGUGCAGUCUGGCCACCCUUUCCUGUGGGUGGUCAGGUCCGACACGUGGUCACCGCAAGCUGACGUGGCGCCACAUGGCAAGAUCGUCCGCCGAUGGGUCCCACAGAGAAGCGUUCUGGCCCACAAGGCAGUGGGCGGCUUCGUGAGCCACUGCGGGUGGAACUCGGUCAUGGAGAGUCUCGCCGCCGGGAAGCCCAUCUUGGCUUGGCCGAUGAUAGCCGAACAGCGCCUGAACGCAAGGCAUGUGGCGGACAUCGUCGGCGCCGGCAUUAAGGUUAAGGUUCUGGAGAAGCCGCGCGGCACAGCGGCAGUCGACGUCGUCGUCGGGAGGGCCGAGGUUGAGGAGAAGGUCCGGAAGCUCAUGGACGCGGACAGCGAUGCCGGGAGGAAAAUCAGGGCGAGGGCUACAUGGGCGCAGCAGGCGGCGAUGUCGGCGGUGGGCGAAGGAGGUGCUUCACGCGUCGCGUUGGAGAAGCUUGUGGAUAGGGAUGAAAGUGGUAAUCCGAACUGUUAGAACAAAUUUAAUAUUUUAAAAUAGAUAUGUAUAAAAUUUGAUGUUGAUCUUUUCUUAUGUUAUCAAGC
Zea mays is the source of this 1568-nucleotide messenger RNA. RefSeq names its product UDP-glycosyltransferase 90A2. Gene Ontology annotation, molecular function: UDP-glucosyltransferase activity. Lineage: Eukaryota; Viridiplantae; Streptophyta; Magnoliopsida; Poales; Poaceae. The coding region runs from base 1 to 1500 and encodes 499 amino acids. The record is from RefSeq and is a predicted model, not a curated record. The transcript has a single exon.